Gryllus bimaculatus (two-spotted cricket) is the source of this 3193-nucleotide messenger RNA. The record is from the annotation of a GenBank genome assembly. Lineage: Eukaryota; Metazoa; Arthropoda; Insecta; Orthoptera; Gryllidae.
GUUUUCUUCUCAUCGGCCAAAGGUGGCUCUUCGUGCCAGAUCUAUUUUAUGACACUGAAUAAGCCUGGCAUGGCCAACUGGUGAUAGCAGUCAAGCUGCACCACAAAUACUCACUUCAUUGGCACAACUAUCAGCAGAAAACACCAAGGCCCAAGCUUCCCAUGCCUGGCAGGCCCAGAUUCCCCCAUCUUGUCCCUCUUUUUCCCUGGCUGGGCCACACUUUUCAAGUCGGGCCAGUUUCCAAACAAUCCUUCAGUUCUGUUUACUCCCAAUGAAAUGAAACAGGUUUAGCUUUCUGCUCUGUGCCUCUCAUUAUUCCAACUCAUCAUUGCCCUUUCAGUUCACUCCUGCACAGUGUAUCUCUCAGGGUGUGAAGGUACUGUGGCCUGGCCCAGCCGUGAUAUUUUGCCCUGGGCUUUGGCCAUCAGGGACAGCCGAGCUGGGACCACUUUCAUCGUGUGUGCACCUGUAUGCAGUGCUUUACUCUUAUAUACAACAGUAAUUAGUAAUAACUCGACUCCUUUCUGGAAAAUGAACAUUUAUGGGGUCCACAUCUGGGCUCAACAAUGCUGAGCUGUGCUGUGGAAGAGGCCUGCAUUUACAUUGGAGAAAGAAUGGACGUAUCGAGUUAAUCUUCUGUGUAUAUGCAGGCUGGAGGACAUCUUAUGUUUGGACCAUGUUUGUGUUUCUACUCCGAACAUCUGAAAAGAGCUUUGCUUAUCAGCCUGGAGGGAUGUUUGUUAGUUGUCAGUAGAUUUUGAAACUAUAUUUUGUAUACAUGUUAAACUUACUUAGCAAAGAAUCACCUUGCCUGUGCUGAAAUUGCGUACUUAAAAAAACUAAUCCUUGUCCCCAACUUUUUGUAAAACAACAAUUUUUAUACUAGGCACAUAUGUAAUUGGGCUCAGGUUGUUUAAGCUGAUACAAGAUAAAGCAAUUGUUGUUUUUGUAAAAUUUAAAAGUACAUUUCCCUACAAAGUGAGAAACAUCCCAACUUUUUUAGCGUACUGAAGUGCUUUUAAGGUGUUUUGAGUAGAAAGGAAGAGAGGUGUGAACUGCUCUGCUUGCAUGGGGUACCCCUUGAAAAAUGGGGGUGCAAAGUGUGGUCUGCCUCGGUUACUUGGCUGGUGCAAUCAACAAGACUGGACAUUUUGUCGUGAUGGGAGGGGAAAGCUUGACUUAACAACCUAGUUUUUUUUUUUUUUUAGAAUGAGUAUGUGGUAUAUCAUUGUCUUAUCUUUGUCUUGUUUCUUUGUUGUGUGGUGCACCAGAUAAUCCUGUGUGACACCUUUUGGUUCUUUUUCAUUUACAAUGAAAUUUUGUUAGCAUUUGGAGUUGCAUUCUUUGUCAGCAACUCUCAUUAACUCUUUUCGGAAAAUGUUUCCUUAUACCAGUCACUUCACUUUCUGUGCUUUGUUCUCCUUCAUGGUUCUGUUUACAGAUUUAACCAGCUAGUCAUUUCCCAUAUGGGUAACAAUGUGUUUGCAAUGUAUUUGAAGAACAUCACUGUUCUAUAAUGAUGUAUAAUUUGUUGUAGUCAACUUGUUUUGCUGUAUUGUCAGGAAACAUUUUGUUGUGCUUUGUAAAUUGAACAGUUUAAUUUUGCAUGUGAGGAAAGAAUAAUCGAGCAAUUUUCAUUCUUUUUGUAGGUCUCCUCACAGUUUGUAGUUAUCUAACUGUGCUUAGUGAGUCUAGUAUUUUUUUUAUUUUGUUCUCUACUCAAUCUUGUCACAUAAUUAGUGAUAGAUUGACUCUGAGAACAUGCAUCACAGACCUAAAAAUUAUGCUUUCCAAAAAAGUUUUAUUAGAGGAAAGCUUGUAGUCUAUGUAUACAAAAGCAAUUGAAAAUUCUCAUUAAUAUAAUUGACCUCCAAAAUUGCCUGUUUCACAUUGGUAUACAUUAUAUGAAAACAUUUACCAAAUUGUACUUUUUGAAAUGUUCUUUUCCACAUAAUUUUGAAUUUUUGUUAUUCAGCAAUUUCAAGCAUUAACUAUCUAUAGCUUUUUCAUAAAUUUCUAACAAUGUAAUCUUCUAUGGUGCCAAGUUCAGUUCAAGAUGGUGCUUUAAAAUAUUUCUGGUGCUCUGUUUGACAAUCUUUUCCCCUUUUCUUAAGUUUAAGUCUCGAAUAUUCUUCCAUUACAUUGCUAAGAAAAAGUUUGCAAGAAGCUUUACAUUAUGUCUGUGCUAACCAAAUUUCAUUGCAAUACACUUGCUCUUCUUUGUAACUGUUCUUGACUUUAUAUGCAUUCUCCAAAGAUUUCUUUAUUUUUUCACUUUGUUUUGCAUAAUUGAUAAUGUUUACGCUGCUGAGAUUCCAUGUUAUGUAUAUGCAUAUAUAUGAAUAUGUUUACCUAUUAGGGACAUAGAAAGUGUCUAGCAUUGAAUAUUUGUAUAAGAUUUUUUUAUUAUAUUAUAGAUUCUGUAUUUAGUGUGAAUGUAAAAAUAUAUGAACAAAAGAGUGAAUGGUUGUGAUGCGUUUCAGUGCAUUUCUGGUGUGAUUAUUAUAAUUAAUAAUAAUAUUCUGUUAGAAUGUGUGUGUGAGUGAAAGAGUUUUAUUUCAAGGAGGAGAGUGUAUCUAAAUUUAUUAGGACUGAAGAUUGUUGACUGGUAUUUAAAUACAUAAAUACUUCCAAAUAAAAAACACGCAGAACAUAUAUUAGUGAAAACAAAAAAAAAAAUUCAUACCAGUUGAAAUGAGUGUUGUCAGCUGCUAAGAAUGGAAACUUUUUUCUAAUGCAUGCCAUCAGAUGAGAAUAAUUAUACAAUCUGCGAUAAUGCAAGUUUUCUGUGUGUGUUUCUUCAUCAGUAUACAGUAUAUAAUAUUUCUCUUAUAUAUAUGAAAAGUGAAAAGAUCAUUGGGCAUUUUUAGGGAGGGGAAGAAUCAAUGGUGCAUAUUACUUUCAUUUUUCCUUUGUUUGGAAGAUCUUUAUGAACAAAAGACAUGGUAGAGCCAGUGCUAUGAACAAAUAUUUGGGAUGGUUUGAGGUAUUGUAUUAUCAAUUAUUGUUUAAGUGUUAAACAAAGAACAUAUUUUUUGUGUUUUUUGUACAAAAUGUUUCGGUAAAAAAAUGUCUGAACCCAACCAUUGAGUGAUAAGUGUAGUCGACAAUGUUGCUUUUUAUACCUAUGAGGAUAAAAAUAAAAUCUUUUUCCUGUUAAUUGUGUUUGUUUCUUACUUGUAAAUAAUAGCAU